AUGAUGGGCAAAGGGUUCCAGUUCAUAGACUCAACCAAGACCGAUAGGGUCACCAGGAGACUGGUUCGAAGUCAUGCCAUGAAGGGGAAGAAUGUUGGCAAGGUGCUUCACCGUCGAUCAAGGCUGGAGUUAGAUCUACAUGCACCCCGGCCGUCCAAGAAAGCAUGCACGUCGUCCACUGCUGCGCGUAACCUUCUCCCCCAGACCCAGCAGGGACAGCAGCAGCAACCCACCAGCACCGGCAGACCGUCACCGAGUAGCACCAAGAGUAGGAGCAAGAGUCCAGAAGAGACCCCUAGUCCCAGUGACGGCUCAAGCUCCACGGGAAGCAGCAGCUACAUCACCACUCCAGCUUCAAGCGUCACAGAUCUCACCAGCAGCGAUUUCCUCUUCCUUGAUGAUGAUCUCGUCAACCUUGACUGGCUGGCCGACGUCGAGAACCACGAUAUCGAUGGUUACAUUGCCGAUACCCUCACCUCACCUACAAUGGACACCUCAUUUCAGGUUCAGCAAGCACAACAGUCGCUUAUUCUUCCGGCCUACACCCAGAAAGCUCUCACCACGACACUGGGAGCACGAGACAGCCUGUUCGCCCUUGCCUUUCCCGUUCAAGCAACUCCACAGAGCCAAUAUGUCAUCAGCCAAUUCUUCGGCAUCGUCAUCGAUGCCUUAUACCCUCCCCAACUCGUCCGAGGUGCUGCAAAGGCAUACGACUAUUGGAUCAGCACUCUCUUCCAGGACAGGACUUCAUUCCAUUGUGCCAUCGCAUUAAUGGCUGCCCUCAGUGACUUCUUCUUCGGCGACCAAGCCCUAACACCAGAAGCCAUCUACCAUCUCAGCCAAGCCAUUCACAUGGUCAACCAGACACUGGAGACCAACGACGCCGUGUCAGAUUCCAAUCUUGCCGUCGUCAACUUUCUUGUCAUCCAAGAAUUGUUGAAAGACUCGAUGAAGUCCAAGGCCGAAGUCCAUUUAAAGGGUCUCCAGAGGAUGGUCGAGCUACGUGGCGGUCUGUUGUCGUUAGGGGAGGAUAACCCACUGGGUAUCAAAAUAAGCAAAACAGCAGUAGACUACGCCCUCCACCGCGGCACCCCGCUCCCUUCCGCCUUCUACCGGGACCGCAUGCCAUCCAUCCGCGCCUGUCUUCUGUCCGAAGGCUUCAUCCUCUCAUCCCCGCCUUCGCCACUCUUCUCAUUCUCCUCCUUCUCCCCCAUGUCCCCCCUCUCACCAUCACCAACCUCUUCACCAUCCUUCACCUCCAGCGGUGUUCAAAACCAACACCAGCAGCAACAGCAACAAAUCCAAAUCCACCCCUUCCUCUCGCAAAUCCUCUCCGACGUCCUCUCGAUAACCACCCUCCUCAACUCCCCCUACCUCAACUUCCGUUUCGACCCACACACCCUCCAAGAAUUCCUCGUCUCGGUCGGAUGCCGAUUAAUCCGCUUUCGCCCGCUUUCUUACUACCAACCCCAAACCCAAAAAGGAAAACGUCCCCCACCGCCACAAACAAAACAGACAAGGAUCGAAUCAGCAAUCCACCUAGGCCUCAUUGCCCUAACCACCACUCUCUUCCUGCAAUUCGGUCGUCGUCGUUUCCUACGUUAUGAAUUAGUACGGGAUUGUAUGACGACGCUGAUAUCUGACUGGGACUAUCAUUCCACCUCCCCUUCAAACACUUCAGAAAACCCAGCAGAUAGUGUAGAAAAACAAACCCUCCUCUGGCUUCUUCACAUCGGCGGGAUUUCGGUGUUGGCAGGGCCGGAAGAACAGAAGUGGUUAGCGCCCAAGGUGCAGGAGUUGGCGUGGGGAGUGAUGGGGGUUUUGGAGUGGGAGGGAACUGGGACACAUGGAGGAUGUGGUAUGGGGGUUAAGGAGUAUUUGUUACGGUUCCCUUGGGUGAAUUCGUUGCAUAGUGAGCCGGGGAGGGCGAUGUGGGAUUCUUUGGGGGUUAUGGGGAUGGGGAUUGUGUGA
Messenger RNA from Sordaria macrospora k-hell, 1971 nucleotides. RefSeq lists its product as uncharacterized. Lineage: Eukaryota; Fungi; Ascomycota; Sordariomycetes; Sordariales; Sordariaceae. The record is from RefSeq and is a predicted model, not a curated record.